Lodderomyces margitis is the source of this 1635-nucleotide messenger RNA. RefSeq lists its product as uncharacterized. The transcript has a single exon. Gene Ontology annotation, biological process: transmembrane transport. The coding region runs from base 1 to 1635 and encodes 544 amino acids. Gene Ontology annotation, molecular function: transmembrane transporter activity. The record is from RefSeq and is a predicted model, not a curated record. Gene Ontology annotation, cellular component: membrane. Lineage: Eukaryota; Fungi; Ascomycota; Pichiomycetes; Serinales; Debaryomycetaceae.
AUGAAAGCCGACAGCAUUGGGCACGGACUUCGACACAUCAGCUCGGUUGCAUCAGAAGUUAGAGUCGUUGAUCCAAAACACAAUGGGGGUGAUGUUGAUUUGUUGCACCAGAUUGGGUACAAGCAAGAAUUAAGACGCCACUACACUGUGAUUCAAGUAUUUGGCAUUGCAUUUUCUAUUAUGGGAUUGUUACCCAGUAUCUCAUCUGUUCUAGGAAUUGGAUUAGCUUCUGGUCCUGCUGGUCUAGUAUGGGGAUGGUUUAUUGCCAGUUGUUUUAUUUUCAGUGUGGGUACAUCAAUGUCUUUUUUAGGUAGUGCUAUUCCCACCAGUGGAGGUUUGUAUUACUAUAGUAACUACUAUUGCCCUGACUACAUCCGAGUUCCGUUGAGUUAUUUAAUUGCUUGUUCAAACUCACUAGGGUUAUUGGGUGGACUAUGCAGUAUCAGUUAUGGCUUUGCGGUGGAAGUAUUAUCAGCUGUGUCAAUUUCACGAGACAACACUUUUGAAAUCACCAACUUCAAGUGCUAUGGUAUUUUCUGUGCUUGUGUGGCACUGAAUAUUAUCAUAUCCUGUUUGACAACAGGACAUGCUGCCAAGUUUCAAACAUUGUCCAUUAUAGUCAAUAUGUUCUUGGUAGUUCUUUUUCUCAUUGCAGUACCAAUUGGGUUUUCAAGAAACAAUAGCUUCAACUCAGCAAGAUACAUAUUCACCAACUUUGAGAAUGCAAGAGAUUGGCCCACUGGGUGGAGCACAAUCAUGUCCUUUCAAACUGCAAUAUGGACGAUUGGGGCGUUUGAUUCGGUAAUUCAUUGCUCCGAAGAAGCAUUGAAUGCUCAAAGGUCAAUUCCAUACGGUAUUUUAGGAUCCAUUGGUGCUUGUUGGUGGUUCGGAUGGUUUAUCAUGAUUGUCUGCGCAGCUUGCAUCAAGGAUAGUAAUACCGCUCGUGUCCUUUCAUCAGAAACAGGCUCACCAAUGGCUCAAAUAAUUCUCGAUGCUUUGGGGAAAAGAUGGGCCGUCGCAUUCAUGGCAAUGAUAGCGGUGGGACAGUACUGUAUGGCUAUUUCAAUCAUGAUUGCCUUAUCUAGACAAGUAUGGUCCUUCGCUAGGGACGAUGGAUUGCCUGUGGUGUACAAAUAUGUCAAGUAUAUUGAUCCCAAAAUCAAAGUUCCUGUUAGGGCCACAAUUUUUGCGGGGUGCUUGGGGUUGGUUAUGGGAUUGUUAGUUACGAUUCCAGGAACAGCCGGUGCCAAUGCUUUGUUUUCACUUUGUAUUACUUCCAAUGGUCUCUCAUGGGGUACACCAGUGUUGCUUGUGACAUUAGCAUACGGAAGGGGCAAAUUCAUCUCGGGACCAUUUUAUUUUGGACUGACAUGGAGUACUGUUGUCAAUGUAAUUACAAUCUGUUGGUUAUGUUUUGCCAUCGUAAUGAGUAUGUUUCCAGACUCAACACGGGUCACCAAGGACACAAUGAAUUAUACUGUUGCUGUAAAUGCUGGAGUCUGGAUUCUAUCGUUGACGUAUUAUUUUGCGUGGGGUUAUAGGUCGUAUUCUGGCCCAAAGUCCAACCUUGAUGAUUCUGAUUCCGAGAUUUCGAGUGUUAGAAAUGUCGAUGAUGUUUUAAUGGAAAAGAACUAA